Drepanopeziza brunnea f. sp. 'multigermtubi' MB_m1 is the source of this 1800-nucleotide messenger RNA. NCBI's taxonomy places the organism in Eukaryota, Fungi, Ascomycota, Leotiomycetes, Helotiales, Drepanopezizaceae. The record is from RefSeq and is a predicted model, not a curated record.
AUGUGGGAAAAUGUUGUUGAUACCUUCGCCCGCAUCCCAGCAACGCCACGACCGUCCAUGAUCCGGAAUGCGUCUGCUCGGAAUGCGAGACGCUACGCCAGUCGUAUAUUCUCAGAUACAGAUAAGCGAUGGCAGCACUUCCCUGUAUUCAGUAGAAACUUGACGCCCAGGAAGUCUCGUCCAAAUGUUCCUCGAGUCCCCAAAUCUCCCCAGUACUUUGCGAAGUGCUUCCAUAGCACUGCCCUGGAUCGGUCUGAUGGCACUGUAUAUGCGCUCUCUACCGGAUCAGGGGGGGCGAUAGCGAUUGUGCGAAUAUCGGGGCCUGGCUGCGAUCAGAUUUACCACGCGCUCUGUCCGGCGAGACCUCUCCCUAGGCCUCGAAAUGUUGCAGUCAGGACCCUCUGUGAACCAGGAAAUCCUGCGAACGUCCUCGACGCCGACGCCGUUGUCCUGCGAUUUACCGCACCGAAGUCAUCUACGGGAGAAGACAUGCUGGAGCUACACAUCCACGGAGGAGCAGCGACUGUCAAGGCGGUCAUGUCUGCCAUUGCGCAGAUUGACUCUCGGACCAUACGCGCCGCAGGGCCCGGCGAGUUCACCAGAAGAUCUUUUGCAAAUGGAAAGCUGGAUCUGGCGCAGAUAGAGGCAUUGGGCGAUACGCUUGCGGCACAGACAGAACAGCAGCGGCGCGCUGCUUUGAGGGGGCGGUCAGGAGAGCUUAGUCGUGUUUAUCAAGAUUUGCAGGCGGAUCUCCAAUUGCAACGCGCACAGUUGGCGGCGGACGUAGACUUCGGCGAGAGCGAGGACCUAGAGGGACUGGAAGAAGUGUGGUCCGGUGUCGUUGAGGAGAUCCUGCUUAUUCAGGCUCGAAUCAUAGAACAUCAGUCAGCAGCCCGGUGUGGCGAGAUGAUUCGGAGAGGAGUUCAAGUAUCGUUGAUCGGCUUUCCUAAUGUUGGCAAAAGCUCGUUGUUCAACCGGAUCCUGGGAACACAAGCUUCGAUAGUGAAUCAACAGGCUGGGACGACGCGGGACAUUGUAGAGGCUACGGUGGAUAUCAAAGGAUAUUUGUGUACGAUUGCGGACACAGCUGGAGUCAGAUCAGAGGCUGAAGAUAUUGGAGAGAUUGAGGAGGAAGGAAUCAGGUCAGUCAUGUUCCCAGAACUUCAUGACAUUCAAAAGCAUGCUAACCUGCGUAGGCGGGCAAUUGCGAAAGCCGAAACGGCGGAUAUGAUAGUCUUCGUGUUAUCACCAGACCAAAUGUCCCAGGACCAUGCCGCACUUUGGUCAAUCGUUGCAGGAGGAGGAGCACAGAAGCCUGCAAUCGUCGUUCUCAAUAAGGCCGAAACCCUUGGUGAAUCUGACCUGGCAGAGUGCCUUCGAAUUCUGGAACGAUCAAAAGUCCGAUAUCUUCCCGAGCCGAAUGUCGUCCCGAUCCUCCCAAUAUCGGCACUCCAGACCCCGUCUGCCACCAAAGUUGCCACAAACCCCGGUAAUAUCGCAACAUUCCUCUCGACUCUCACAGACCAUCUCCAGAAAAUGACUUCGGUACCAAUCGAAAUGCAAGAUCUCAUAGGCGCCACGGAACGUCAGCGACAAUUACUUCAAAGGUGCCAUGAACACCUGGAUUCUUUCAUCACUUACGCUCGGCACGGAGGCGGAGAUGCGGCAAUUGCGAUUCACCACCUGGAUAACGCAGCGAAUUGUCUAACGCAGAUUACGGGCCGCGAUACCAUGGGCUGCGUAGGGGAUGUGGAGGAGAUAUUGGGGGUGGUAUUUGAGAGGUUUUGCGUCGGCAAAUGA